Rhizophagus irregularis DAOM 181602=DAOM 197198 is the source of this 931-nucleotide messenger RNA. Lineage: Eukaryota; Fungi; Glomeromycota; Glomeromycetes; Glomerales; Glomeraceae. The record is from RefSeq and is a predicted model, not a curated record.
AUAAAGUAGAUUCAAUUAUUAAGAGACGCAGAGAAGAAAUUGAAAAUACACCAUUAGAUAAACCUUUACCGCAUGAUAUGUUGACCUCGGUGAUAACCGCGAAUACACCACGUGAUAUUAAUUAUACUAAAACUGUUGGUGGUGAAUCUAUGGAUAGACCUAUGACUGAUCUUGAAAUUCGUCAUAUCAUGUUCGACGCAUUUAUUGGUGGAACUGAUACGACCGCAAAUAUGAUUUCAUUCAUUGUCUAUUAUCUUGCACAUUAUCCGGAUGUAAAAAGAAAAGUGGUAGAGGAAAUUGAUAGAGUAUUCCAAGAUGAUAAAACUCGUCCAAUUACUGAAAAAGAUCUCCAUCAAUUCAAAUACAUUGACGCUGUUAUAAAAGAAGUUGAUCGCGUUUUUCCAGUUUCAAAUAUGUUGCAAAGAUAUGGUGCAGAACCCGAUGAAAUAGCAGGGUAUAAAUGGCCAAGGGGUACAAUGUUUCAAGUAAAUGCUGUUUCUAUUCAUAAAAAUAAAAAUUAUUGGGAAGAUCCUGAAACGUUUAAUCCUGAUAGAUGGAUGGUUGAAGGUUUUGAGCCAAAGAAAUAUUCUUUUAUCAUGUUUGGUGGAGGAUUAAGAGUCUGUCCAGGAAGAAAGCUAGCAAUGAUUGAAUUGGUUGCUUUAACGGCUUUAAUAUAUAGAAAAUAUGAUUUUGACCUUGUAGACAUGGAAGCUCCUUUACAAGUUAGAUCAGGCAUUAUAUCUGCUUGUACUCAGUUAUUAGUUAAAGUUAAAUCAAGAAAUUAAGAUUUCUUGAUAUGUUAUAUUAAUUCUUAUAUACAAACAUGAUUUAUUUAUUUUUUUUUUUAUGUAAUUUUCUUACUCGAAUUUAAUUAAAUAAAGUAUAUUUUCUUAUUGAAAAUUCAAAAAGCGUGUGUAAAUAAAAAUUAAAA